CAAUCCCGGAAGAGGCAUGGUUUUGAACAGAACGUUGUCGUGAAAUAACAAUUGAAACAGAUUUACAGCUUUCAUUCUAACGCAGAAAAGUUGACAAAUAUUGAUCUGAAUUACGCUCUUCAUGUUUUGGAAAUGUGUAUGUGCGAGUUUAAUGCGAUAUUGCGUAAAACUGGAUCAGCGGUGUACCCGUGCAUUCCGGUGCGACGUAGCAAGCCAGCUAACAGUUAGCCGAACCACAACAAAGCUUUGAUUGGUUUAAAUUGUUUCUGAUCUCAUAUGGACAGGUGAUAAGCUAACAAGGGCGGCUGUGCUUCUCUAACUGUAAUGGGGUGGGUGGCUCUCAAGUAACACAAAUCCAGAUUCAUGUUUUGACAUUGCUCAUCUGCGGCGACUGGAGCCAGGUUGGACUAGAUCAAGCGAGUGUAUUUUCCUCGGCUCUAUCCACGGUCGUUGUCCGGCAACAUCUCCAAAUGGAAAUGUGACUCAAUCCCGCAAUUUGUGCCAGGCCAGCAGCCAAACGUUGGGUUCUCUUUUUUUUUUACGACAGCCGCAUAAUUUAUUUCCCUUUUCGGGCGAUUCUACGCUUUCGGAGCCCUUUUUUAAUGAAUUUACUCAAUUAUGGAGCACUCUGGCUGUGUCAAUAUAUGUAAUCUCACCAGCACGUUGCCAGUGAUUCCUUAUCGGAAACUGACGGAUUUACAUUACCUGAGUCGAGGAGGAUUUGGGACGGUUUUCCGGGCGCAACAUUCAGACUGGCGGACAACCGUUGCCAUCAAGUGUUUAAAAUUGGACUCUCCCGUCGGAGAAAGGGAGAGGAACUGUCUGCUGAGGGAGGCAGAGGUCCUUCACAAAGCCAGGUUCAACUACAUCAUCCAGAUCUUCGGCGUCUGCAACGAGCCGGAGUUCUUCUGCAUCGUCACUGAGUUCAUGAGCAAUGGAUCCCUGGACCAGUUUCUCCAUGAGAAGGACCUGUACCCUCAGCUCGCUUGGUCACUGCGCCUGCGAGUCCUGUACGAGAUCGCCCUGGGUGUCAACUUCCUGCACAACAUGACUCCGCCCCUCCUGCAUCACGACCUGAAGACCCAGAACAUUCUGCUGGAUGCCGAGUUGCAUGUUAAGAUUGCGGAUUUCGGGCUGUCAAAAUGGCGGCAGCUUUCCAUCAGCAAGGCUUCCGGUUCCAAGCCGCCGGAGAUGGGGGGCACGGUGAUCUACAUGCCCCCCGAAAAGUACGAGCCCUCACAAACACGACCGCCGGACGUCAAGCACGACAUGUACAGUUAUGCAAUCAUUAUGUGGGAAGUGCUGUCGAGGAGGAUACCAUUUGAAGAGGCCACUAACCCCAUGCAGAUCAUGUUCAGUGUUUUGAGGGGUAACAGACCCGACACCGGGCCGGACAGCCUGGACCCCCACAUCCCCUGCAGGGAGACCCUCGUUGACCUCAUUACCCGGGGAUGGACCGCCAACCCGGACGAGCGGCCGUCCUUCCUCCAGUGUCUGAUCGAGCUGGAGCCCAUGAUGCGGCGGUUCGACGAGGUCGAGGUCCUGGAGGCCGUGCUGCAGGUGAAGCGAGCCAAGGCGCUGAGCCGUUUCCCAGCAACCUCAGCGUGCGCCGCGAAGAAGGAGGAGAAAACGCUGAACGCCAUGAAGGAAGCCAGCACUCCUUGGCCGGACACAAGCUCUGCCUCUGGCUCCUUCUCCUCCCAGGAGGCAGAGAUGUCCCAGCCUGGCUUUCUGACCAUCAGCAGCGCCCCCUCAUCCAAAGAGGGGCAGCGCUGUUCGCCUGAUCCCUUCUGUAAACAGGUCGACCUCCAGCACAAGCUCUACAGCAACAAGACAGACCCCUCUUUGGUGUCACAUCCUCUGGAAUACCCAAAGUCCCUGGUGGACCCUGGCUGUGAGAGCUUUGAGGACAACCUGGACUGCCAGACGGCCCGUCCUGUCUCGGGCCCCAACAUCCCCUUCAAGAGGGCCGUCCCAGAGGAGAGCGUGGGCGACUCGCAAUUCAGCUGCCUCUCCCUGAAGCCCCGCCCCCUAGCAGCGACGGCCCCGCCCUUCUCCCCGCCCUUGGCCACGCCCCCGGGGCCGGCGGCGCAGUGGAUCCAGGCCCGGCGGGAGGAGGUGGUGCGGCAGAUGACGGAGGCGUGCCUGAACCAGAGCCUGGACGCGCUGCUGGCGCGCGACUUCCUGAUGCGGGAGGACUACGAGCUGGUGUCCAAUCAGAUCACGCGCACCGCCAAGGUGCGGCAGCUGCUGGACACCUGCGACCGGCAGAGCGAGGACUUCUGCAGGGUGGUGGUGCGCAAGCUGCAGGAGAACAAGCAGAUGGGCCUCCAGCCCUUCCCAGAGUUCCCCUCACCAACCCCCACCCCCACCUCCACCGCCCCCACGGCCACCUACGUCAACAGCCGCAAUGUGUUCUAACCCCCCUCACACACAUACACAUUCACACACACACACAAAUACACAAAAACCCACACACACACAUACACAUUCAGACUCACACACUCUCUCUCUCUCUCUCUCUCUCACACACACACAACACACACUCUCACUCUCUCUCUCACACACACAAGGGGAGGCCCACAGCAGUCAGCUUUCAGCAGAGGGGGUUCCCUGCUCCCCCAGAGAGAGGGGGGUGUGAAGUGGGGUGUGGGUUGCCAAGGUCAUUUUCCACCCACGCCCCCUCCCCCUACUCCAAAAAACAGGGAUAGAACUGUAAAAGUCCCUGGAACUGUUGGCUGUAUUAUUAUUAUUAUUUGGGUUUCUUUUCUUCUUUUUUUUUGCGGGGGGGCGGGUGCAGUGGAGUUUCCUGUCAUUGGAUGCCUUUGUUCUGGGCCCUUUGCAUUUUGGGGGUUCGAUUUGCCUCUUGGAACGUCAGUCGAAGAUGAUCACUGAUCAGAAAAAAAUUAUACAGAUGGAUCAUGUCUGCCAUACCAAAAGUGCUAAAUUUGCAUUUGUAACAUCUUUGAUCAAUUUAUUUUGGUUGGGUUUUUUUUUUUUUAACCUCCACCUAGGAGGUUAUGUAAUGACAUGCAUCCGUUUGUCUGUCCGUGACUGACAUAUCUGGAAAAGUAAUAGUCGGAUUGCCAUGAACGUUGGCGUGUGCACACGUUUCCAAGAGGAAGAAACUUUCUGAGUUCGGUGAGCCCAUGACCUUUCUUCUGGUGCCACCAUCAGGCCAAAUUUCAGUUUGAGAUCUACAUACUGUAUCUCAAAAGGUAAUGACGGGAUUGUCAUGGAAUUUUCUGCGCACAUUAAUGUUCCCAAGAGGAAGAAACCUAUUGAUUUUGGUGAUCGCACGAUCGUUCCUGUAGCGCCACCAUCAGGCUAAACAUAUCUUGAAAAGUAAUGACUGGCUUACCAUGCUGUCCAUCAGCAUCAAGGUAUUGGCCAGGUAUCACACUGAUCUACGGACAAGAACAAUGUUACACGUAGACAUUUAUACAGAGUGUAAAUAAGGCAUGAUAAGUGAAUGAAUAAGUAAUGUUUAUAGACUAGGUGACUCGAUUGGUUGAAAGCCCACCUGCAUCAAGUUAUAUUGCAGGUCAUUGGGUAUUGUGUUAGUAGGACCAGACAAGACCGUUAGCAUUUGAUUAGCUCCAUGCGUGCCUGCGUUUGAACCAACUUCAACUUAAACACGUUUAAUCGAAUCGCACGUCCAAACAAAAACGUCGCUUCGCAGCGAUGGACGAUUCGCAAAAACCGGUUCUUCUUCUGCAGCUCUCUUUGGUGAACACAAAAGGUUCUCACGGUGCUGCCGCCAACGGUAGUGGCAGCGUUAUAGCAUUUACGGAACAUUUACAGUUACGCCAUCGUGAGAACAUUUCUUUGGGGUUCUUUUCUGCCAAGGACACCUUUACUUUUUUGGCUCAGCGUUUCUCAGAAAGAAAUGCUUCUUUGUUAUCAGAUUGCCAAGGCAUUUACUGUGCACGUUCAUUCAUGCUAAGCUGUGCCUUGGCCAUGGUCAGCACUUUGCGGAGUGCAUUCUCUCUAGUUUAUUUUGAUCUUGUUCCAGUGAAGGGGAGUGAACUUAUUUGAAAACAUUUUGAUUAGAGUUCAGGAGUCAUUUGGUAUAUCUUCCAGCUUGUAUCUAUUAGAAACCUAAAGGAACUUGGGUUGAAACACACACGCAGUAUUUUUUUUUUUUUUUUUGAAUGGAAAGUUUAAGGAAACAUAUCUGUUGAGCCUGUCGAUUGUUAGCCUUUGCACUUUCUUUGAAGGAAAAUUGUGUUCCAUUGCCCUUAUUUUCCUGUGUUAGCCUUCCUGUAGAAGCCAAAUAUUUAUUUAUAUUUGAACAUUUUAGCAUAUAACAGAAUUGUAAGUGUUAUGGGGAAUCUGCAGUAGGCUCACCUGUUCUGCAAUAAGUGUUAAGAAAUGAAACUUAAAUCUGUAGUCGUAGUCUACAGCCUUCCAUAAAGUGAAAAUUUGGUAAUGGGGGAGGGGGGGAGUGCAGUAAGCGCUUCCCCUGUUUAUCCUUUUCCACACUUGUCUAUUUAUGGCAAUCGCAUCUGACGCAAGAAAUAAGGCAAGCAUUGGAUUUGCCCAGAUUCGAACUGAAUUCCAUCUGGCGGUCGUCCAGGUGAGAUUCCACUGUUUAUGUUUUGUAGGCCAUUUUGUAGAGCCUAAUUUUUAAUUCAUCGACUGGCUAAUUGAUUCAGAUCAGUUGCCAUUGCUGACGGGCAGUGCGGGGGGGGGGGGCUAAAUUGGUGUGACAUCACUGUCAAGGAAACUGGAAGCUCAUUUGUGAUUUCAUUUUUUAUUUUUUUCCAUGGAGGGGCAACACAGACUUUUUGUAUUUAUGCUUCCUGAUUCCCUUUCCUCACUUUAGGGUGUGGUGGAGCAGCACUCUUGAGAUCUGUGACUUCCCUUUUUAAAAAAAAAAAAAGUGCCAAAAUUCUCUCUUGAAGCUGCUUGCUCCUCAGUUAGACUGCUGUAUGUAUAUUUGUUAUCUUUCUGAUUUCAGAAGGGAUGGUUAGUUCCUCCCACCUGUAUUUCAUAUCAAUUUAUGCUGUAAGAACAGUGCCACCUCUGCACCAGCAGAGGGCAGUCUGACAUGGUGUAGCAGUAACUACUAGGACCUUAUUACCCGGUACUGAAAUCUCCUUCUCUCAAGAGAACCCACCAUCUUAACCCUCAUGUCCUACUGAUUAACAUUACAUUUGAGAGGCUCAUUUAUUCUUGGAAAAGAAACAAAAUACAGGCUCCAGGACCAAGAUUACCAUUCUCUGCCAAAAAUUUGGGCUAGGAAAAUAUAGACAUUUUUCUUAUUUUAUAUCAUUUUUUUUUUUUUUUAAUUGUGGCAUUGUAUAUAACUGUUGCCUUAUCAUCACUUCCAAAGUGUGCGUUAUUUGGGUCAUUGGGGGAGAAAAAGUAUAUAUAUAUACUUAAAGAGUUUUACUGUUUCUGUUUACAAAUACUGUGCCAUCAUCAUAGGUUCUGUGUGCCAACAUGACACUUCUAGAUGAUUCCACAGGUUGCCCUGCUCCUCUCUACCUCCCCCCCUAUUUCUGAGUAUAUGGGUGUUAUGGUGAUAGAUAUCCACGCUGAAAUUUAGAGGACAAAGUGUUAGCAUGGUAGCAUCUCUCUCUCGCGCUCUCGUACACACACACACACACACCCACGCACGUGCACAUACACAUGCACACACACACACACACCCUGCACCACAACAAAAUCAUUCUCAAUGUUCUAAUGUUAUAGGAUGUUCCCUUUACUUACUUCCUUUAGCCUGGAUAGUAGCAUAGCGGAGUAAAUUUAUUUAAUUUCUCUCUCUCUCUCUCUCUCUCGGAACCUUGUUUACUUUGGUUUAAAUAGCUCACGUAAAACAGAAGAAAAAAAAAACAAGCACCAACAUGGACAAACUUUGUCGACGUGUUAUAAAAGUGCUUAGGUUAUGAUCUGAUCAUUUUAGUUUUUUUUGUAUCUGGAAUUUUUUGCUUGCCUCGAAGUGAAAUAACAAAUAGAAAUAUAUGUGUAGAGUACUUGCAUUACUUGAAUGUACAACCCUUCCUUAAAAAUGCAGGGUUGAAUUUUGGGCAGAUGUGGACAUUUUAAUAAAAUACCUGUACUGAA
Anguilla rostrata (American eel) is the source of this 6072-nucleotide messenger RNA. It is a transcript of the gene ripk2, whose product is annotated as receptor-interacting serine-threonine kinase 2. Gene Ontology annotation, biological process: protein phosphorylation; signal transduction; regulation of apoptotic process. Bases 619 to 2421 code for a protein of 600 amino acids. The transcript has 12 exons. Gene Ontology annotation, molecular function: ATP binding; protein kinase activity. Gene Ontology annotation, cellular component: cytoplasm. The record is from RefSeq and is a predicted model, not a curated record. Lineage: Eukaryota; Metazoa; Chordata; Actinopteri; Anguilliformes; Anguillidae.